Molecule: messenger RNA, 195 nt
Organism: Gongylonema pulchrum
Lineage: Eukaryota; Metazoa; Nematoda; Chromadorea; Rhabditida; Gongylonematidae
Source: the annotation of a GenBank genome assembly
AUGCGUAUCUUCUUGGUCGAUGAAUUGUUGGUUUAUGUGAUGAAUGCGCUUGUUGGAUUGAUCACCGAGCCAGAGCCAGACCAUCCGCUUCGAGCCGAUCUCGCCGAAGAAUUUGCGAAAGACAGGAAAAAGUUCAAUAAGAAUGCGGAGGACUUUACGAAGAAAUUUGCAGUGAAACGGCCGGAAGGCUAUUAA